GAAUGGAGAGUUAGUUAAGGGAAAGUUGGAAUGGUCACUUCUGUGUUUGUCAAAUUACAUUUUACUGAAGCUGGUUCUUUUUUUCCCCAAGCUGGGAUUUAAACCUUGCACUUGAGGGCUCGGUACCUGGAAACAGCCAUGGAGCGGAAAAUACUUCCCAUAUACUUGCUGCUACUUUCUGUUUUCUUGAUUCAGCAAGUUUCUUCUCAAGAUUUACCGAGCUGUGCAGGGAGAUGUGGGGAAGGGUAUUCUAGAGAAGCCACCUGCAACUGUGAUUAUAACUGUCAACACUACAUGGAGUGCUGCCCUGAUUUCAAGAAAGUCUGCACCGUGGAGCUUUCCUGUAAAGGCCGCUGCUUCGAGUCCUUCGCAAGAGGGAGGGAGUGUGACUGUGACUCAGAUUGUAAGAAGUAUGGCAAGUGCUGUCCUGAUUAUGAGAAUUUUUGUGGAAAAGUGCAUAAUCCCACAUCACCAUCUUCAAAGACUGCACCUCCACCUCCGGGAGCAUCUCAAACCAUCAAAUCAACAACCAAACGUUCACCCAAAGCGCCAAACAAGAAGACGACUAAGAAAGUGAUAGAGUCAGAGGAAAUAACAGAAGAACAUUCUGUUUCUGAAAAUCAAGAGUCUUCCUCCUCUUCCUCUUCCUCUUCAACUAUUCGGAAAAUCAAGUCUUCCAAAAAUUCAGCUGCUAAUAAAGAAUUAAAGAAGAAACCCAAAGUAACAGAUAACAAGAAGGAAAAAACUCCUAAAAAGAAACCUACCCCAGAACCACCAGUUGUAAAUGAAGCUGGAAGUGGACUGGAUAGCGGUGACAUCAAGCUCACCCCAACUCCUGACACUCCUACUACCCAAAGCAAUAAAGUUACCACAUCUCCCAAGGUUACAACAGGCAAACCAAUAAAUCCUAAACCCAGUCUUCCACCUAAUUCUGAUCCAUCCAAAGAGACACCUUCAAAACCUAAUAAAGAGACAAUAGCUGAAACUAAAGAGAUUUCUUUAACAAAAAAAGAGACUUCAAGUGGAACAAAAGAGAAGACUGUUUCAACUAAAGAGACACGAAGCGCAGAGAAAACACCUGCUGAAGAUUUUAUACCCACAUCCAAAGCUCCUGUUAAAUCUACACCCAAAGCUGAAACUACAACCAAAUCCCCUGUUCCCACCACCACCACGGAGCCUACACCUACUACUACCAAGGAGCCUGAACCCACUACUCCCAAAAAGCCUGUACCCACUACCACCAAAGAGCCUGCACCCACUACCAUCAAGGAGCCCACACCCACUACUCCUAAGGAGCUUGCACCCACUACCACCCAAGAGCCUGAACCCACCACCACCAAGGAGCCUGAACCCACCACCCCUAAGAAGCCUGCACCUACCACUCCUAAGGAGCCUGCACCCACUACCACCAAAGAGCCUGUACCCACAGUCCCCAAAGAACCUGCACCCACUACGACCAAGGAGCCUGAACCCACCACCACCAAGGAUGAACCCACCACCACCAAGGAGCCGACACCCACCACCCCUAAGGAGCCUGCACCCACAGCCCCCAAGGAACCUGUACCCACAGUCCCCAAGGAGCCUGCACCCACUACCACCGAGGAGCCAACACCCACCACCACCAAGGAGCUGACACCCACCACCCCUAAGGAGCCUGCACCCACAGCCCCCAAAGAACCUGCACCCACUACCACCAAGGAGCCUGAACCCACCACCCCUAAGGAGCCUGCACCCACAGUCCCCAAGCAGCCUGCACCCACUACCACCAAGGAGCCGACACCCACCACCCCUAAGAAGCCUGCACCUACCACUCCUAAGGAGCCUGCACCCACCACGCCCAAGGAGCCUACAAUUACCACGCCCAAGGAGCCUACAACUACCACUCCUAAGGAGCCUGAACCCACUACCAUCAAAGAGCCUGCACCCACAGCUCCCAAGGAACCUGCACCCACCACCACCAAGGAGCCAACACCCACCACCUCUAAGAAGCCUGCACCUACCACUCCUAAGGAGCCUGCACCCACCACCCCCAAGAAGCCUGCACCCACUGCCCACAAAGAGCCUGCACCCACCAUGCCCAAAGAGCCUGUACCCACUGCCCCCAAGGAGCCUGCACCCACCGUUCCCAAGAAGCCUGCUCCAGCUCCUCUUGAGACACCUGCUCCAACCACCUCAGAGGCCUCUACUACAACUACCACCAUGGAGCCUCCUCCCACUACUCCCAAGAACCCUGCUGAAUCAACGCCUGCAGAACCCACACCAAAGCCUCCUGAGAACAGUCCCAAGGAACCUGUUGUACCUGUAACCAAGGCUCCUGAAGUGACCAAACCUGAAAUGACAACAGCUAAAGACAAAACAGAAAAAGACACACAUACGAAACCUGAAAUUACAAGUGCUGUACCUAAGAUUACAACCCAAGAGACAGCAAUUCCAACAGAAGAGACCACUGAGUCCAAAACAAGUACAACCACACAAGUAACUCCUAUCACAUCGUCCAAAAGUACUCCUAGAGCAACAACUCCUGCACCCAAAGAAAUGACUACAACAAAAAAGACAACUACAAUGGAAGAGACUGUGACUAAACCUGAAGAAACCACAGCUGUGCCCAAAGAUACAACCAAGAAACCUGAAGUGUCAACUUCCAAACCCCGAAAGCCAACCAAAGCACCAAAAAGGCCUACUUCUACCAAAAAGCCAAAAACAGUACCUAAAGGGAGAAAACCAAAGACUACAGCAACUCCCCCAAAGAUGACUACAUCGACAAUGCCUACAUUACACCCUACCUCUUCAGAGGAAGCCAUGCUCCAAACUACCACCAGCCCCAACCAGGGACUUAACUCAGAAAUAGUUGAAGUAAAUCCAAAUAAAGAUGCAGAUAUUGCUGGAGAAAAACCUCACAUGAUCCCCAGGCCCCCUGUGUUAACCCCUAUAUUUAUCCCAGGUACUGGUACCUUGGUGAGAGGAUCCAAUCAAGACAUCGCCAUCAAUCCCAUGCUUUCAGAUGAGACUAAUUUAUGCAACGGUAAGCCAGUAGAUGGACUGACUACUUUGCGCAAUGGAACACUGGUUGCAUUUCGAGGUCAUUAUUUCUGGAUGCUGAGUCCAUUCAAUCCACCAUCUCCACCUCGUAAAAUUACUGAAGUUUGGGGUAUUCCUUCUCCCGUUGAUACGGUUUUUACUCGAUGCAAUUGUGAAGGAAAAACUUUCUUCUUUAAGGAUUCCCAGUACUGGCGUUUCACCAAUGAUAUAAAAGAUCCCGGGUACCCCAAACAAAUUGUAAAAGGAUUUGGAGGACUAAAUGGAAAAAUAGUGGCAGCUCUCUCAAUAGCUAAACACAAGGACAGACCUGAAUCUGUGUAUUUUUUCAAGAGAGGUGGCGGCGUUCAGCAGUAUAUUUAUAAACAGGAACCCAUCAGAAAGUGCCCUGGAAGAAGGCCUGCUAUCAAUUACUCAGUGUAUGGAGAAACAACACAGGUUAGGAGACGUCGCUUUGAACGUGCCAUAGGACCUUCUCAAACACACACCAUCAGAAUUCACUAUUCACCCAUCAGAGUCUCUUAUCAAGAAAAAGGUUUCCUCCAUAAUGAAGUUAAAAUGAGUUUACAGUGGAGAGGAUUUCCAAAUGUGGUUACUUCAGCUAUAGCACUGCCCAACAUUAGAAGACCCGAUGGCUAUGAUUACUACGCCUUUUCUAGGAAUCAAUACUAUAACGUCGAUGAACCCAGUAGAACAGCAAGAGUCAUUACCACUCGUUCUGGGCGGAGCUUAUCCAAUGUCUGGUACAACUGUCCUUAGACCCACCGGCAAAGGAAGAGUCAACUAAUUAAAUGAAGAAUGAAAAAUUUUGACAUUGAAAUACAUUUUAUUAAUAAAGAAUGUUGAGAGAAGCAUA
Lontra canadensis (Northern American river otter) is the source of this 3892-nucleotide messenger RNA. RefSeq names its product proteoglycan 4 (gene PRG4). The coding region runs from base 139 to 3795 and encodes 1218 amino acids. The record is from RefSeq and is a predicted model, not a curated record. The transcript has 13 exons. NCBI's taxonomy places the organism in Eukaryota, Metazoa, Chordata, Mammalia, Carnivora, Mustelidae. Gene Ontology annotation, biological process: immune response. Gene Ontology annotation, molecular function: polysaccharide binding; scavenger receptor activity.